ACUUGGUGCAUCCCCCCGCCCCACAUCCGUGUCCGUCCGCGCCGCCUCCUCCUUCCGCUCCCAGCCUUCAACGGUGGUCCACAGAGAGGCUACAGUAACGCGAAAAUGGGAGUAGAAAUUGAGACGAUAACUCCGGGCGAUGGACGGACAUUCCCGAAGAAGGGGCAGCGCGUCGUGGUGCACUAUGUCGGUACCCUGGCAGAUGGGAAAGUUUUCGACUCGUCGAGGUCCAGGGGGAAGCCUUUUAAAUUCAAGAUUGGACAUCAGGAGGUUAUCCGAGGCUGGGAGGAGGGAGUAGCUCAGAUGAGUGUAGGCCAGCGGGCAAAGCUUAUCUGCUCCCCAGACUUUGCCUAUGGUAGCAAAGGUCACCCAGGGAUCAUCCCACCAAACGCCACUCUCACCUUCGACGUGGAACUGCUUGGUCUGGAAGCUUGAAACCUGUGCACUCCGCUUUGUUUAUUGCCUCUCAGAUUUUUAGGGUUGACCCCUCUCCUGGGAACAUGGAGGAAAUAAAGAUAAUUCCUGCAUAGGACCUUAAUCACUUUUUCAUUCUCCUGCCCAUUCAGAUUCAUCCUGAAUAAUCUCACUUGCUAUAAAACUUUAUUCAUUAUUACUGUUUCAGUUAGACUUUAAGUCAUAGGUGAGCCCGUCCCAUGUAUUUUGCUCUGUUACUGGUAUGUAUUUAGACGUUUUGUUCAUUUUUGGACUUAAAUUUGACAUUAUUGGCUAUACUUGCCAUCAGGACCAUGUCAUCAUUCCUGUGGUCUUAUGAUUUUUACACUCUAUGGACAACCUGUUUUGAACUGACCUGAAUAUAAUAAGGAUUCAAGAAUCACUGGUGAUGUUUUCUAGUGGGACAAACAGGACAGUGUGCAAUUUCCAACAGGGGUCUAAAAAAGAAAGUCAGAUUGCCAUGAAUAACCAACAGGUCUUAGCAGAUGUGAGUUUUUCUUUGUUUUGCAACGUUGGUUCUUUGUUUUCAAAGUGACUUAAUUUGUGUAAUGUUUACAAUGUAUAAAAGAAGGUUUGACCCGCUUCUUGUGCUUAAUCCGAGGAUCUUGAGUCAUUUUACCCAAAGGACAACUUUCUCGUGCACAGUUAUACCACACUGCAUUGCUUCUCCUCAUUUAUGAAAUGUUAUUUAAUGUUGUUAGAGCACAGUAAAAACAGACAUGAAAUAAAGGAAACAAGCUUCUUAUUUACUAAAAGGAAACAGGGUCAUUCAUGUGCCAUCCACACUUUCUGACAGAAACUCAAAUUUAUGCUGAUGCCCAUAAAUAUGGAAAAAUUGAUCUUUUUAGGCAAAUUCCUUUUUUAUUGUUUCAUUUUUACUCCGUUUCUUAGGGAUUGAUUGAUGACAUUUUGAUGCUGACUCAUCUCAAAUCACCUUUUCACAAUCAUUUAAGAACAGGUGGAAAAUAUUUUAUUCAACUUUAUGGGCAACAGUGUUGAAGCACAUCUGUGAAUAUGGACAUUUUUCUGCUUUGGAUACAAAAGUUGGAAGAUGGCAAUAUUAAGUAAACGUAUACAAACCAUAUUUUCCAAUAAAAUGCUCUUGACUGCUCAAA
Girardinichthys multiradiatus is the source of this 1568-nucleotide messenger RNA. Its product is annotated as peptidyl-prolyl cis-trans isomerase FKBP1A-like. Lineage: Eukaryota; Metazoa; Chordata; Actinopteri; Cyprinodontiformes; Goodeidae. Bases 106 to 435 code for a protein of 109 amino acids. The record is from RefSeq and is a predicted model, not a curated record. Gene Ontology annotation, molecular function: peptidyl-prolyl cis-trans isomerase activity. The transcript has 5 exons.